Cryptococcus wingfieldii CBS 7118 is the source of this 483-nucleotide messenger RNA. RefSeq lists its product as hypothetical. NCBI's taxonomy places the organism in Eukaryota, Fungi, Basidiomycota, Tremellomycetes, Tremellales, Cryptococcaceae. The record is from RefSeq and is a predicted model, not a curated record. The transcript is spliced from 3 exons. The coding region runs from base 1 to 483 and encodes 160 amino acids.
AUGCUCAUCUCCCCCUCAAAAAUACAUGCCGCCCUCACAGACGUCCUCUCCUCCAAUCACGCCAAUGGUCCCCAUACCGCCCUCCUCAUCACACCCCAGGGCCGCCUCAUGAGCCGCGCCUCCAUCAAUCUCGACGACGAAGAUUCAGACGACGGCAAUGGGGCGCCCAAUGGCAAUGGAGAGGGUGUGGAUGAGCCGUACUUGGAUCCUCCGGCACGAGUGAGACUGUUGCUUGGACUGGCGAGUCAGUGGAACGAGGGAAGUUCGGCAAAAAUGGAAUGCGAGCUCGGAAGAUUACAUUUCACGAGUCUAUCGCUUGGGGCAUCCGAGACGCCUUCACCUUCGGUUGUGAGCCAAAAGCUGUUACCAGAGUCCAAGCCGGCCAAGGUGGACCGGUUACUAUUGGUCCUGAACGGACGUGGCACCGGCUGGGAUGUUUUGGCUGCCAAGUCUGAGGAGUUUAAGAAAGCUUGGAAAUCAUAA